This is a messenger RNA of Xenia sp. Carnegie-2017, 1817 nucleotides long. Its product is annotated as steroid 17-alpha-hydroxylase/17,20 lyase-like. The transcript has 2 exons. Gene Ontology annotation, biological process: hormone biosynthetic process; progesterone metabolic process. Bases 198 to 1682 code for a protein of 494 amino acids. Gene Ontology annotation, molecular function: heme binding; iron ion binding; steroid 17-alpha-monooxygenase activity. NCBI's taxonomy places the organism in Eukaryota, Metazoa, Cnidaria, Anthozoa, Malacalcyonacea, Xeniidae. The record is from RefSeq and is a predicted model, not a curated record.
UGCCUGGUGCCAGCCGGCACUGAGUACAGAGUACUGACUGGUCAACUGAGGAGAAGCACAUUAAACCAAUAUAAACCUGAGUUUAUCGCAAUCUUUGUUACGAUUGACAUCACUAAAGUACUGCUUCUUCCCAUUGCAUUGUCAAGUAUUGUGUAAAUUUCAUUCUUAAGCAUUGUAAAUCACAUUUAACAAUAAGAAUGUUCUUGGAAGUAUCGUUGGCGUUGGCUGUGUUUUACGUCAUCGCUUUCAUCACAAAAACAUGGCUCGAAACCAGAAAAUUGCCACCAGGUCCAUUUCCGUUGCCACUCAUUGGAAACCUGCAUCAGCUGGGCAAUAAUCCUCCAUAUACCAUGUUGGAGAUGUGUCUGAAGUAUCGGGACGUCAUGACGGUAAAAUUUCCCUUCGGUUAUUGUCUUUUUCUAAACAGCGCUGAAGCCGCUCGGGAAGCCUUGGUAACAAGAAAAACCGACUUCGCUGGUCGACCAGUAAAGGAAUUUUACCCUAUGAAUAUCUUGUUUGAAGAAAAAGAUAUUGUCACGGCGGAUUACGGGCAACUUUUCGUUUUUCGCUCGAAAGUUUUCAAAUCGGCGCUCCAUCUGUUCGGCGAAGAAACGGAAAAACUCGAGAAGCGUUUAAACGAGACGGUUUCGUUGCUUUGCUCCAGAUUGGAUAAAUGUGUGGGGCAGAAGCUUAACAUCAUGACCAUCAUUCGAUCUGAAAUCAUAAAGCACAUGUGGGAGUGGAUUUCUUCUGAACGGUUGGCGUAUGACGAUCCUAAAGUGCAAACAAUAAUUAACUUUAUUAACAGCAUUAGUUUUUUGGGACGUCAAGGAAGCAUUUUUCAGCUUAUCCCGUUGCUUCGCUUCCUGCCAAGUCAAUUCAAAAGAAAUCUCGAUAAUGUGCUUAAAACUCGCGAAGAACUGUUUGUGGGAUUAUUGGAACAUCACAAAAAAACGUUCAAAAGCGACAACCUCCGAGACAUCACCGAUGGCAUGCUGGCGGCUUACUUCAAAGAGGAGAAAGAAGGUAAGAAACAAGUUGGCACAAGCGACGACAUCGUGUUCUUAAUGAUGGACGUGAUUGUCGGAGGAGUGGAUACUAGUGUUUCCGCUUUGAAUUGGUGUUUGCUUCAUUUGAUUCUUAUGGAAGACAUACAAACAAAGAUUCAAGAAGAAUUGGACACAAGCUACGAGAAGGGGAAGGUGUUAACGUUUGAGGAAGUUAAAAAGUUCGAUUACCUACACGCUUUCGUUUGCGAGGUGAUGCGAUCAACACCACUGAGCCCACUUAUUGGCUUGCAUCGUACAAUGCGCGAAACAUCCGUAAUGGGGUACAGCAUACCAAAAAAUAUGUUGGUCUUCUUGAACCAGCACAGCGUUAACCACAAUCCAAAUACAUGGAAAAAUCCGAGCGUUUUCAAACCGGGACGUUUUCUGGACGAAAAUGGUAAAUUUGUCGGGUGGUCUGGGAUCCCAUCCUUCAUGCCCUUUGGCCUUGGUCGACGCGCAUGUCCUGGCCGAGAUCUUGGAAAGUUUGAGGUGGUAAUGAUGCUUGCCCAUCUCCUCUCUCGCUAUCGUAUUGAGCUAGCUGAAAAUACGAUAGCACCAAAAUUAGACGACCCAGUCGUACAAAUGACAUCCCGUCCGAAAGAGUACAUGGUCACGAUCUCAACACGGAACUAGAUUUUUGCAUUUAGUACUCGAAUGUAAUGAAACUGCUGUUGUAUCUUUUACACUAUCAAGGAAACCCACGUAAAACGAUUUGCUGUAUGUAAAUGCCAUCAUUUAUGUGUAUUGUCGACUCUAAUUUUAUGCAAA